AUGCGCGACGCGCGAAAGACAUCUGAGACUUCCGAUAAGAUAAAUCCAUCUCGAGUCAACCAUUUCUCACGUCAUAUUUUACCCGGGCCGCAAUCUGCCAGUUGCGCUCUUUUGCGUCCCUCCAACCUCUACUGUCUUUACUGCUUCUACUACUCCAUUGAGUUUUUAUCCUCUUUCAUCAGCCUCGGGAUUGGAAAUAUCGGUAUUGGGGUUCUCUCUCAUGCUAUGUUCACGUCGCCGGAAUAA
This is a messenger RNA of Trichoderma gamsii, 246 nucleotides long. RefSeq lists its product as hypothetical. The transcript is spliced from 2 exons. Bases 1 to 246 code for a protein of 81 amino acids. NCBI's taxonomy places the organism in Eukaryota, Fungi, Ascomycota, Sordariomycetes, Hypocreales, Hypocreaceae. The record is from RefSeq and is a predicted model, not a curated record.